Molecule: messenger RNA, 547 nt
Organism: Mizuhopecten yessoensis (Yesso scallop)
Lineage: Eukaryota; Metazoa; Mollusca; Bivalvia; Pectinida; Pectinidae
Product: snaclec B1-like
Exons: 3
Source: RefSeq, a predicted model, not a curated record
GACUGUAACUGUAAAAUAAAUUUUCUAGAGUUGGUUUGCCCGGCCGGAUGGGAGAAGUAUCAGAGUCAGUGUCUGAAGGUGUUCAAUGACACUGCCAGUAGUUACACUGGAGCCGUGACAGCCUGUCAGACAGAGGGCAGCACUCUAGCCAGCGUACCUGCAGUCUUCGCAGCAGAUGUUAUAGGUGAUCUAGUUACUGCUGCUGGAUGGAGUGAAGCCUAUGUAGGAUUACAUAAACCUAUCAAUGGCAUGUAUACGUAUGAAGAUGGCACACGUUUGGUACACAAAUACCUGAUGACCAAAGAGAAUAAACUUGAUCAUUCAGAAGAGAAAUGUGGUACACUAGGAGAGAACUACAACUUUGAAACCAGAUCGUGUACAUCUUUAUUGGCUUUUGUGUGCCAAAAACCUCUAGAUGAGUAUGGGAUCCCAACUGACUUUUCCAACCUGCCAUGUUCAACAGAUAAUUUCUGUAACAACACCAACCUUGUAUGUGCACAAUGGAAAGAUAAAUCUACAUUCCUAACUCCAAAAUGUGUUGGCAUUG